This is a messenger RNA of Eruca vesicaria subsp. sativa (arugula), 1305 nucleotides long. Lineage: Eukaryota; Viridiplantae; Streptophyta; Magnoliopsida; Brassicales; Brassicaceae. The record is from the annotation of a GenBank genome assembly.
AUGGGAGCUGGGCGCAAGCUCAAAAGGCUUAGGAUUAACCAGAGGUGGGCUGACAAACAGUACAAGAAGUCUCAUCAGGGUAACGAAUGGAAGAAACCUUUUGCUGGUUCUUCCCACGCCAAGGGUAUCGUUCUUGAGAAAAUUGGUAUUGAAGCUAAGCAGCCUAACUCUGCUAUCCGUAAGUGUGCUAGAGUCCAGCUUAUCAAGAAUGGAAAGAAGAUUGCUGCUUUUGUCCCCAACGAUGGUUGCUUGAACUACAUUGAGGAAAAUGACGAGGUGUUGAUUGCUGGAUUUGGACGUAAAGGUCAUGCUGUGGGAGAUAUUCCCGGAGUUAGGUUCAAGGUCGUCAAAGUUUCUGGUGUUUCACUUUUGGCCCUCUUCAAGGAGAAGAAGGAGAAACCAAGAUCUUGAAUAUUUCUUUUGAUGAAGCUUUUUCCUUUUUGUAGUUCAUUUCCGAAGAACUCUUCUGUUCUAUUCUCUACUUUAAGAAACUUUGAGUCUUUGAGUUUAGUUUUGGGCGUUAUUUAUUAUGCUUAAUGAACGCUGUCAAUCCAUAAGAUAUGUAUGACUUACUCUAUCUCGUUUCAUUACAAGAAUGUUAGCAAAAUCCCUGAAACACUUUGAAUUUGAACUGAUGCAGACAAAUUUGUUAUAUCGUAGCUCAUACUUCGAAGAAGCUGCCUUUGGCUUUAGAGGAAACAUACUUCGAAGGGAAAAAGGUCCUAAAAUGUUGUAUUUCCGGGAGCUGCUCAAGGCAGUCUUUGCAACCUUAUUCACCUCAUGAGUUACAGAGUAGUACAUCAUGAGAGGUGAAGAUGCAAGAACAUAAACUUCAUUCCUGCUUAAGAACAACGAAGCUUGAUCAGUACUUCAUGUACAUAUUUGACUUUGAUUUUACGCAUUCUGAAACAUGAAUAAUAUAUCCGAUGAGUAACCUUAUCAACAAUUUUUUUAGUGAAGAUGCAAGAACAUAAUCUUCAUGAACUUGACGAUAAGCUAUCCAAGUGAGAGAAGAAGCUGCCUUUAGAACACUCGGCAUGGUGGUGGUCUGCAUAAGAUGCUUCCACGGAAACAAAUCUGGUUCAGUCAUUGUUUUCUAACUCCACAAACAGAAAACAAGAAACGCACAACAUCACUGAGUUCUAACUCCACAAGCAAGCAAACAUACAAAACAAAAAACAAAUGAUACAUGAAAACAAGAGAACAAACAAACAAGCAAACACAGGUAACAAGUAAACACACAAACAUACAACAAAUGAUACAUGAAAACAAGAGAACAAACAAACAAGCAAACACACAAACAAG